UAUGUCACCUGCUAUUUAAAGAAUUAAAAAUUCUGCAAUUUUUGGCUCAUUUUUUAAAUGAAUUUCAAUAUCCAAGCAACUCAGUUAUUAAUAAAUCACUUUAUGAAUAUUCAUUCCAUCUAAUUCAAUAGAACAACCAACCAAAUAAUCGUUUCUACGAGUCAUUUGAUCGAUACAAGUACAUAGAAACGUCGCUAAAAAAUCCCUGAAGAGCAUCUUGCGGUUCCUAACCUCAAGUUUCAUCCAAUCAUCCAGUUCAAGUAACAAGAUGGUGGAAGUGCUAUAAUAAGAAAACCCGUCGGCUAAUCGCAAAUACGUCGUAUAAUGCGUUUUACGCGAAACCUCUAACCGCAUAACGAUCGCAUCGCAACAGCCAGUGCACCGAAAAAUCCGAUUUAAUGCGCUGCAAGACGACCGUCUCGGCAUUAUCGCAGUGAGAUAAGAAUCGCCCGUUAUCAGCCCCUUAUUAUUCGCAUCUCACACUCCGAACGAUGUCGUCGUUGCUCUGCAAGAACUCCGUCGUCAGGAUAUACCAGGAGGUGAUCGACGAGGUGAUAUCCGGCGUGCGGGAGCACUUCCUCGAGGACGGCAUCGACGAGUCCGUCCUGCAGGAGCUGAAGCAAACGUGGGAGACCAAGCUGAUGAGCACGAAGGCCGUGCAAGAGGAGCCCGUCGAGAAGAAACGCAUCGAUCACAUCGCCAGCAACGGCUUCCCGAAGCCCCUCAACAAUCCCAACGCCCCAGCCAACGCCCCGCCACAGGCCCAGCCGCAAUCCGCGCCCGUGCAACCGCCUCUGCAGCACCUCGAUAAAUUAGUUCCGAUUCAAAUAACGCUGCCCCCGCAGCCCGGCUCGGACGGCAGCCAGCGCGUCCUCACCAUCCAAGUGCCCGGCUCGGCCUUGCAGGGGAACCAGCUGCAGAAGGUGCUUACGGGGCCCGUGAUUACGGCGACGAUGGGCCUGCCGGCGCACAUCGCUUCGUCGCUGUUGCAGCAGCACGUCAACGCCGCUUUGAACAGCCAACAGCAGGGCGCCGCCGUGGCGAUUGUGAAUAAGAACGUUAUACAGACCGACGGGGCACUGGACGGGGGAGAAUGUUCGAGGGGAGAGGACCUCGAGAGUGAACGUAGGGUUAGGUGCGAUAGGGAAUUGGAGGAUUUGAUCGAAGAGGGUGGUAUUAGUAUAGAGAUUGUUGUGCCUAGGAACAGGAAGAAAGUUAAAGAUACGAAAAAAAAGAUUGUCCAAACCGAUGGACCGCACGAUACUUCCGAUGACGACGAUGACGGCUCAGAUGAUGAUAACGACGACGAUGAUUUAGACGAUGAAAAGGAUGAGGAUGAUCAGGAAAUGGAAGAUGAAGGUGGGGAAGAAGAACCGCUAAAUUCAGAAGAUGAUGUCACAGAUGAUGAUCCAACGGAUUUGUUUGAUACGGACAAUAUAGUUGUGUGCCAAUAUGACAAAAUCAUAAGGAACCGUAACAGAUGGAAAUUUUAUCUGAAAGAUGGCAUUAUGAAUCUCAACGGGGCCGAUUUCGUUUUCCAAAAAGCCACCGGCGACGCCGAAUGGUAGAUAUCUUAGUUGUAUAGUUUAUUGUAAUUAUUUUGAGUUUUGUUACAGUGAAAAAAUAAGCGCAUGUAACAGUGUACAGGUUGUUGUUUUAAGAUGAAUGCACCAUACAUUAAAUUUACUUAAUUAUUAGCCUACACGAGGAGCUCUGUCUCUCAUAACUCUGAACAAAAUAGGCAUAUUAUGAAUUAUUGUAAAAGAAAAAUUUACAUAGGCGACUUUUUGUCUUCCUUUUGAAGCGAAAUGAUUGCGACAGGUUUAAGUGCAAAUUAGUAAUGCAGAAAAUGUAUAAAUAUUUGUCAAGUCUGCUGCCUUUCAAUAAUAAGUCUGGUAGGUAGAUGUAGCAAGGUAAAUAGCGAAUUAUUAUUAUCAGACUGAAUUAU
This is a messenger RNA of Phyllotreta striolata, 1948 nucleotides long. The record is from the annotation of a GenBank genome assembly. Lineage: Eukaryota; Metazoa; Arthropoda; Insecta; Coleoptera; Chrysomelidae.